Symbiodinium sp. CCMP2592 is the source of this 2769-nucleotide messenger RNA. The record is from the annotation of a GenBank genome assembly. NCBI's taxonomy places the organism in Eukaryota, Dinophyceae, Suessiales, Symbiodiniaceae.
AUGUCAGUGAACACCGGAUCCGAGACCCCGCCUCCGGCAGGAAUCCCAGCAGCUGCUCCUCCGGCCUCAGCAAAGCCCAGUAACGAGGUUGUGCAAGCAGGGUUUGCGCAGAAUGAUCGUGAGCUCCGCGAUAAGAACGAGAAGGAAGGUGCAGAUGAUGACAGCAGCUCUGACGAAGAUGGCGAAGCCUACAGAAAGAGAUACAACAGAAUGGAAGCCAAGCUGCGACGAUUCUGCUCAGUGAAGACAUCGGGACGGUGCGAUGCCGACAAGCAAUUGAUGAAAGAGUGGAAACAAAAAGGCCAUUGCAGAGUGCAGCUAGUGAAGCUGAUGAUGGAAGCAAACGGAUGCCGGGAGAAGAACAAGUACGACGAUACCGAAACCGAGUACUGGGUUGACUACAGGACAGAGGGUGUGAGGGGUGUCAACGAGGUUGAUGGCAUGGAGGAGACGAGAUCCGGGCACACGGACGGUGUCGUGGCACCUGCUCUGGAUGAUCAGCCGAUGGCAGCGAAUCCUUUGCAAGAAGGGCUUCCAGCUGGUGUUGAAGUAGAGCAGGGAAAGAAGGCCGAGAUUCUGUCGCUACUUCUAUACACUUACUGUUGUUGUAUCGCUUGCAAUUAUGUUAGCAUCCUGUUGCAAUAUUCGCAGGGCUUGGCUGCAAUUUCCAAGAUGCUGGAAGAGGCCGUAGCCGAGAAGAUGUCACAGGUUGUGGAUGAUUUGGGUGAUGCCUAUGACGAGCUAGUUGCUCUACAAGCCGAUGCACAAGUGAACGGCCUGGACGACGAGUGCCUUGCAAGUGCACACAGGACGGGCGAAUACGAUGACCUGGUCACUCUGUGGUGCUCCAAAUUCGUCAUCGUCCCAAUCGUUCUCGCCACUGCGAAAGUGACUGCGACAGUGUCUGCGAAAGUGACUGCGAAAGUUGCAGUGAAAGCAUACACGACGGGGACAGCCCACAGCCGUUUCUCCGCUAACCUCGCGGGCCAGUUGCGGAACGGUGAGGAAGCCCGUGAGUUCUGCAGAUCUGUGUGCAUCGAGCUUGCUGUGGAGAUAAGGUGUGUUUUGGCUGUGUCGUUCGAGCUGAAGAACAGGGGGGCCAAGCGGCUGCCAAAGCCCGACGAGAGCCGUGCAGAGAAGCCUGAGAAGAGCGGGCCGCCAAGCAAGAAGAAGCCGACACAGCCCAAGGCUAAGGCUAAUUCUAAAAAGGGUAAAGACAAUGGUGGCAAUGCUUCACACAAAGCUCGCAAUAUGGCGAAAGCUUAUGGGCCCCGUGACCUGAUUGCUAGCCUUGCAGAACGAGGGCAUUUCGAGGCAAUCAUCGGUGAUGUUGUACUUCGCGACUUCUGGUCACACUUUGUGGUGCAGUUCCCCACUCAUCCUGUGGCUACUGACAUCGCGAGUGGACGUGUCGACCCUAGCAGCCUCGUCCCGUUAAACCUUCACGGAGACGGCGGGCGAACGUACCGGAAAAGCGAGCUCAUGCUUCUACAAUUUCAAUCUUGCAUAGGUGGAGGAACCAACUUAUCGCAGCAAUCCAAGAAGCGCAAAUUAUCAGCGGAGACAGACGUUACUGCAGCUGGUGUGAACCUCAAGGGCCACUCCUUGACUACUCGGUUUCUCCUGAGCGUGCUUCACAAGCGGUACUACAGUGAGGACCCGUCUUGCCUUCUGGAACUACUUGGUUUUGUCUCAGAUUGGUUUGGGUCCCUUUAUGAGGAUGGCUACGUGCAUGCAGGCAAAACGUGGAAGUUCUUGGUGCAAGGCUUGAAAGGCGACCUAGUCUUUCAGGCCAAGGCAUGCUCCCUGGUUCGAAACUUUGCCCGGGUGCAAAAACAAGUGCAAAAGGCUACGUCAAAGCCCCUGCUAGGGCUGUGCUGUUGGUGCAUGGCUGGAACCUCCACUUGUGGUUUCGAGGAUUUCAGCAGGAAUCCAGCUUGGUUAACCACAGCUGCUGAAAAUAACCCGGCGCCGUGGCCCGUGCCUCCCACGAUUCUGCGGUCCAUCCCGCACAUGCCCGAUGCGCCAAGCUUCCUGAAGGUUGAUUUGUUUCACACGCUGAACCUUGGAGCGUACAAAGAGUUUGCUGCAUCAUCCUUGGUUUUGCUCCUUCCAUAUUUCGAAGGAACGAAUAAUGACGACCGCAUCCUAUCUUUGAAUGCUCACCUUCAAGUCUAUUUGAAGGAGACACGGCAGCGCUUGCAUUGCGGAAAACUGACCCUGGAGAAUAUCGGAGCCAAAACCAAAACGAUAUUUGCAACUGGAUCUUGGAACAAAGGGGAGGACAGUGUGGUGCUCAUGAAAUUCCUUCCUUGGGCUAUGGAUAUUAUGGACACUGUAAAUACAAUGGAAAAGCCCUGGCGCUACAUCGAUGUGGGGGCCCGAGCAGCGGGACAAUGCAUGAGGACUCUCUAUUCGGCUGAAGCUUUUAUGCCGAAAAAGGAUGCGCAACUGGCGGCAGACUCCGGCUUCACCUUCCUUCAGGCUUACUCUAAGCUAGUUGAGUGGUCGAUGCAGCACAAUCUGUUGCUGUACAACCUGAUUCCGAAGCUGCACUUCUUUCACCAUUGCCUGGUCGACCUGAUGAAUGCUUGUGCUCAGGAAAACCUUUCCUGUGUGCUGAACCCAAUCGUGAAUUCCACGCCCCAGUGCGAGGAUAUGGUUGGCCAGAUAGCUAGAUUAUCUCGCAGAGUUUCUGCGAGAUUACCACAUAGCAGAGUGCUCCGCCGCUAUCAGGCGGCUUUGGCUGUGAAGUUCGGCUUGGUCUAA